UUGUUUUCAGGAAGAAAGCGAAAUGGGUAUCAAAGGAGUUGGACUGUUGCUCAUCCUAAUUUUCUCCCACCUUUGCUUUCCUGCAUCUCCUUCUCCCUCAACUCAUCGGCACACCAUCUUCCCAUCAGUUCCUUUGCAGGAAAACAACUUCCGAGAAGGAGUAGCAGAUGAAAAAGGCAGUGGUGCUAAAGAGGGAAGACACCAGGUGAUACACAGCAUUAAGAUCGGCCAUGGUCAUGGUGCUGCUGGUGGUGGGGGUGAAGCAGUGGCUAGCCGAUCACCUGGCAGCACCAGUAACGGAGAAACUGGAAACAAUGGCGAAUCUACUACAACACCUACAUCUCAGGGAGGCACAGCAGUUAUUCCAGUAUACACCGCUGGUGCUGUGAACAACCACCGCCCUAAUGCGCACCAUGGUGCGGCUAGCCCCAACCAGCAAAGCUUAGGACCACUCAACCUAUGUGCAUCUGUCUUGGCAAUUCUUGUUUUGCACGUAUAUUUAGUGUGUGGAAACUAGAUUCAGCCAGCUGCAGCGAACAAGAAAGUGAUGGUCUAGGAUGUAUAGAAUACUGUUGUUGUUCCUUUGUAAUGUCUUUCGUUCAGUUUUUCCCUGUGGAUGCUACGAAAAUACUACAUCUUGUAUUAGUCUUUUGUGUAUAUUCCCCUCAUGUUAUAUAGUCAUGUAAGAGUAGAUCAUCCUACUUGUUCAUGCAACCGAUGCAAGGUUGGAAAAGCGGCCUAGAUAUGUUAGCUUGCAGAAAAGCCAAAUUUGCUUUCGACUU
Molecule: messenger RNA, 782 nt
Organism: Vitis riparia (riverbank grape)
Lineage: Eukaryota; Viridiplantae; Streptophyta; Magnoliopsida; Vitales; Vitaceae
Exons: 2
Coding region: 23-517 (164 amino acids)
Source: RefSeq, a predicted model, not a curated record